Molecule: messenger RNA, 1101 nt
Organism: Drosophila guanche
Lineage: Eukaryota; Metazoa; Arthropoda; Insecta; Diptera; Drosophilidae
Product: nuclease C1-like
Exons: 2
Coding region: 128-1051 (307 amino acids)
Biological process (GO): apoptotic DNA fragmentation
Cellular component (GO): nucleus; mitochondrial inner membrane
Molecular function (GO): single-stranded DNA endonuclease activity; nucleic acid binding; RNA endonuclease activity
Source: RefSeq, a predicted model, not a curated record
UACAACCUUCAUCUAGAAAUACAGUUAGAAAAUUAAAUAUUUUCGGAAAUAUUCGACGGUUAAUAAGAGCUUUUGAAAUUAAUAUUAAUAUUAUUAUUAAUUGGUUAACAAUUAUAACACAAACCCCAUGACAGAACCACGUAAUAUUGCCAAGUACGUUUUCUUUGGAACCACGGGCUUUGUGUUCGGUGCUUUCAUGCAGCAGCAGAUAUCUAUCAAGAAUCUAUACGAAGCGAUCAACCGGGAUCCGUAUUUGUAUAACAUUCGCCAGAAGCUGUAUCCUGUGCUGUCCACCUUCCCCACUGAUCACGAGGCGCGACUGUGGAGUCGCCCGCUCGGGCUGAAGGACAAGAUAAGCCAGCUGCUGAUGUCAACUUUAUUUAAAUAUUUCGUACCGAAGCCGUUGGAGCAGCCCGGUGCGAACAUUCUCGAUUUGCUCAAAUACGGUUUACCUAGCUCCGCAAACUUGCUGGUGCACCGCGACUACAUAAUGUCGCGAGGCAGCGCAACAAACAGCGCCUCGUGGCUGUGCGAGCAUUUUUGCGCCGACUCGCUGCCGGUCGAGGACCAGCAGCUCUCCCGAUACGAAGAUGUGUUUGUGCCGCGAAAGGCCAACUCAGCAGCAAUUGGCACGGUCUUCAAGCAUCCGAUGUGGCAGGAGCUGGAGCGUUAUGUGUCGUUGCUGGUGCAGGAGUGCGGAUCUGUGUAUGCCUACACGGGUCCCAUUUUCAUGCCUAAAACCAAUGGCCGCGAGCAGUAUUGGCAGGAGUACAUAGAAUGUGGAAAUAAUGCGAUACCUGUGCCGUCGCACUACUUCAAGGUGUUGAUCGUGGAGCAGUCAGACGAAGAGCCUUCUAUGGAGGCUUUUAUCCUACGCAAUGAAGAGACCGAAUCAGUUGGCGAGCUGUGCGAUUAUCGUGUAUGCAUCCAGGACGUAGAGACACAGGCCGGGCUGCGAUUCGGCAAGGGUCUCCAGUCACCAAAGGUGGCUUUGAACAUGGACAACAUUGAGAUAGAUUUUACCCACGCCAGCGUGUCCGAGCCAAUUUAAAUGUAGUUUCAAUUUAAUUAAAUGUUUGGGUUGGGACACUCAGCACUGCA